UAGUGGGGCAGGUGUGUUCAGGUGGUUUUUGCUCUCCAGGUUCCACCGGUUCCAGCUCCAGUUCCAUUUUCGCAUUUUGCAUUUCGCAUUUCCCAACUGUGUGUGCCUUAAACUGUUUUUCCACAACAACAACUCGAGCCCCAACAACAGCGUCUUUUUUCCGUCGGUUUUGUUGGGUUUUUCUCGAUAUUUUCCCUUUACCCCUAUGACUUUUUCGAGACGUGUGUGCAACAAGAAAAACGAAAGGACAAACAAACAAAAAGGGCAGACUUUAGCAAGAUUUUUGCUGGCUUAGCCGCAAAUUUUAAAAACACCACCCCCAAACCCACGUCGAGAUUUUAUGCAAAUGCACUUGUGUCGGUUGUCCACCCCGGAAAAACUUGUGUUCUUGAUUUGCAAAAGUGAUUUCUAAUUGUUUCGACAUCUUGGUCUAACUUGCCACAAAAAAAGGUCGCGAAAGAGUGAGUGAGAUAGAGAAAAAAGGAGGGAGAAAGAGCUAAGCGGAGUAUGUCAAUGUCAUUGGCCCAAGUGCGUCUGAAUUGCUAAAGGAUUUCCCCUGAGUCUUUGAUUUCUGAACAUGGAUACUUAAAAAAGUCUAGUUUAAUGACGUCACUGCUGGAGAUUAUCAUGCGAUCGAAAGCGCUUGCUAGGAAAUUUAAUCAGGGCUCCAGCGGCGACGACUUCGAUCCAAGUGCGAGUGUUGUGCGUCACCAUCAUCAUCUCCAUCACCUGGAUCUGAGUGCCAGGAGCCAGGCCUUCAACCAGCUGCCUGAGCCAAUUGAGGAUUCCUUUGCCGCCCGCCAUCGUUUGCCGCAGCAGGAUCCCGUGGAAGGAUCUCCCACGAGGCGGGAUCAUCGGGAUCUUAGGGAUAUUCAGGACCAGGAGCUCCUGCAUCAUCCCAAUCAUCUCCAGCAGCAGCAGUUCCAGCGACAACAGCCACCGCCUCCCACGCUGCCACUGUCCGUGGAGUCCUCCUCCGCCGCCACCGACGGCAUGGAGGCCUACCUCAAGGAGCGCGCCCAGGCGGAGCACAUCCUCCAGGAGUGGGUAAGGAGGCGCGAACCCGUCUGUGAUCUGGACAUCCGUGAUACCGGCGGUGUCUACGCGAAGACGCCGCUGGAGAGGGGCACCCGCUACGGACCCUUCCCCAUGAAGCUCUGCCAUCAGCCCAACGAUCCGCAGCUGGCAUGGAAGGCCAAUGGUAGACAUUAUAAUGGAUGGCUAGAGCCCACAGACGAUGUGUCCACGUGGUUGAAAAAAAUCCGAAAUGUUCAGGAUGAUGGCAACGGCGAGGCUAAUUUACAGAGUUACAUUAAUGGCGGUUAUCUGUGGUACGAGACGAAUCGGUUUGUGAAUGCUGGCAGUGAAAUGGUCGUCGACGGGCGACCCAAGAGUCCGGUUCAACUAAAUGAGAACUUUAUGAACGGCGGUAAGGUCCUGGCGGCAGCGGCGGUAGCAGCAGCCGCCGCAGUUGCAGCCGUCUCCUCCUCGGGACCCAAGAGCGGGGGAGGGGGGAGCUCCCUGCCCAGCGAUGAUCGCAGCGAUCGUGAUAAUGGCUCUUUGUACAGUGGUGACGAAUUCUCCAAAGAUAAGAAAAACACCUCGCUAAUCAGCCAGGGAGAUAUCGAUUUCACAGACGACGAAAACGGUUUCGAUAUACGCUGUGAGGUCUGUGAUAAAGUCUAUCCGGAUUUAGAACUCUUGGACGACCAUCUGGUGGGCGCUCAUCAUUUCAAGCAGGACGAAUUCCAAUGCAAGCAAUGCACAGUGCGAUUCUGCCAUCGUCCUUUGCUGAUCAAACACGAAGCAAUCUCCCACAAUAAUAUACGGAAAUAUUCCUGCGAGAAUUGCAGCAAGGUAUUUUGUGACCCCUCGAAUUUACAGCGGCAUAUUCGCGCCUAUCACGUCGGAGCUCGCUGUCAUCCGUGUCCGGAGUGCGGGAAAACGUUUGGAACCUCGUCGGGCCUGAAGCAGCACCAGCACAUCCACAGUUCCAUAAAGCCCUUCUCCUGCGAGGUGUGCGCCAAGGCGUAUACGCAAUUCUCGAACCUGUGCCGACACAAGCGCAUGCACGCCACCUGUCGGAUGCAGAUGAAGUGCGACAAGUGCAACCAGAGUUUCAGCACCCUAACCUCCCUGACCAAACACAAAAAGUUCUGUGAUUCCACGGGUCCUGUGUACCGCAAUCAGCACGUGAAUCGCCACCAUCCGCAUCCACUUACGCAUCAGCAACAUUUAAACGCAACUGCCACAUCCACCGGUCCAGCGCCACUAAGGGAAUCCACGGAAUCCUCGGCCUCAGCAGCUGCUGCCACCGUUGCCGCCAUGUCGACACCGACACCGAAUCCCUUCCUAAUGUUCCGCACCGCACCACCAUUCUUUCCCGGAUUUGCGCCCUACGGAUUUUCCGCCUUUAUGCCACAAAACAUGCAUCCCACGAACAUUCCCAUGUUCUUCUCGAAAAAUCCCAUGGAAAUGGCAUGCGGCGGUGGACCCGAGAUCACAUCUCCGAUUUCCGCCUUUGAUCAGAAAUUACCAUUUGGUUUUCUAAAUGGUGAGGCCAGCAAUACGCAGGCUUAUGACAAGGUGAAGGAAAAGGAGAUGGCCUUCCAAUCGGAGGAGAAACUCAAGAAGGAACCACUCCUGCAGGUUUCCGAGGGCGAAGACGACGAGAGUCGCAGUUCCCUGGACAUUAAGAUGAAAUUGGAAGAUGAGAAAACUGAUACAAAGUCAGAGGAUCAGAACGAAAUGAAGCGGGAGCCCGAGAGGGUACACAGUCCCGACCAGCAACAGGCGGAAGAUGAUAGGAAAUCCAUUGACAUUGUGAGUACGCCACCGCCUGCAGACACACCUUCUGGAGGAGAUGCACCUCUGGACCUUUCGAUCUGUCGCAAGCGCUCACCUGCCUCCUUCCUCUACGUCCCCUUGGAAGAGAACAUCCUGAGUUUUAUGCCGCGAAUCCACGAUUUUGAAGCCGAAAGGGAACCCCCGCCAAAAAUGCGAAAGUCGCACAGUUCGGCAGAGUCGUCCAUUUCGCAGAAGUCCUUCAAGGGCAGCAGUCCCACGCCCACGCCCACCGCCUCGCCGGGCCUCACCCCCUCCCCCUCGCCGCCCACAAGUGCGGGUGGUGAGCUGAGCAGCACAUCCGAGGGGGGUGGUGGCGGAGCGGUAGCAGGAGCGGUUGCAGCAGCGGCAGCGGCGGCGGCGGCGGCAGGAGCAGCGGACUUAAACGCUCUGGCCCAUCUAGCCCAUCCGCAGAACCAGCCCACCAUACAUCCGCUGUUUCUGGAGGAGAUCUACCGCUCGGGGUUUCCUUUUUUAUGCCCAACGGGCGGACGGCGCAGCAUUGAGGCGCUGCUGGCGGGAGCCGCCAGUGCAGCUGCCCCAAAGCGGCCGCUUCCGCCCGUGAAAUUCUCAACGGGACUGAAAACGAAGGAUCGUUAUUGCUGCAAGUUCUGCGGCAAGGUGUUCCCCCGAUCGGCCAAUUUGACACGGCAUCUGAGGACUCACACCGGCGAGCAGCCGUAUCCGUGCAAAUAUUGCGAUCGGGCCUUUAGUAUUUCCUCGAACCUGCAGCGCCACGUGAGGAAUAUCCACAAUAAGGAGCGUCCCUUUCGCUGCGAACUCUGCGACAGAUCCUUUGGCCAGCAGACGAAUCUCGAUCGGCAUGUGAAGAAGCACGAGUCGGAGGGCAACAAUUUCCGGGAUUCGCCCAGUUCGAAUGGUAUUGCCGAAAGGGAGGAAUACUUCGAAGAUAUACGCAAGUUCAUGAAUAGGGUCUACACACCGAAUAGUUUGGCCGGUAAUGAAGGGGAUACCGAGGAGUAUCCCAAUAGCGAUGAUCAGUCGGUGAACCUGGAAAAGGACAGCAGCAACUUCAACAACAACAGCAGCAACAUCAGCAACAAUAACAACAGCAGCAGCACCGGCAACAACACCUCCAAGGCCAUUACAAUAAGCUCUUAGAAAUGAAAAGAACAGAAAAAAACAGAAGAAAGAGACGAGACCUUUCCUUGUUGUUAGACGAAAAACUUACUUUAACUCUUACUUAAGCGUGCCUCCGAGAGGGAAAACCUAUCUUUAAGUAGUUACCAUUUCCACACAACUUGUACUAAACAAACCACUAAACAUUAGCUAUGCAAUCAAUGGAAAAAGACGGUGAAGCAUCAAAACAUAAACUACAAAACAAGUAAAUACAAUUUAAAGGGAAAAACUUUAUAAACUAUAUACUAUACAUACUUGAACCCACUCUAAAACCACCUUAAAAGUGUAGCUAAUUUAAACAUCUGUACAUAGACAUAUGCAAGUCUUAACUUAGUGAGUCGAUUUCAACUACUUUGAAACUCUGUGGAUUAUAUAAAUAAAUAUAUAUAUGGAUAUUUUGAUUGUACGUGUAUAGGCUUUAUAUGUAUACAUAAAUCUAUAUGUGUAAAUCGAUUUAUAACGUACGCCGUAAGUCUAACAUAUUUAUAGAGCUAAUUAUUGCAAUUCUCAACAACAUGAAAACCAGAAACACAAAAUCAAUUUUAUAACAUUUACUUAACGUUUAAUUAUAUUAUUAUUAUUAUUAUAUAUAUGGAAAACCAGACAAGAUCGUUAUGAAAAC
Drosophila subpulchrella is the source of this 4606-nucleotide messenger RNA. RefSeq names its product transcription factor hamlet. The transcript is spliced from 8 exons. NCBI's taxonomy places the organism in Eukaryota, Metazoa, Arthropoda, Insecta, Diptera, Drosophilidae. Bases 604 to 3966 code for a protein of 1120 amino acids. Gene Ontology annotation, cellular component: nucleus. The record is from RefSeq and is a predicted model, not a curated record.